Molecule: messenger RNA, 362 nt
Organism: Amphimedon queenslandica
Lineage: Eukaryota; Metazoa; Porifera; Demospongiae; Haplosclerida; Niphatidae
Product: 60S ribosomal protein L37a-like
Exons: 4
Coding region: 73-351 (92 amino acids)
Biological process (GO): translation
Cellular component (GO): ribosome
Molecular function (GO): structural constituent of ribosome
Source: RefSeq, a predicted model, not a curated record
UUCACAAAAAGGCGUGGCUAAAAGUAGCCACGCCCACAAAUAUUAACCCUUCUUCACUUCAGCUAAGCUAACAUGGCAAAGAGGACAAAGAAGGUAGGAGUAGUGGGAAAGUAUGGUACACGUUAUGGUGCCUCUCUACGUAAAAUGGUGAAAAAGAUAGAAAUUACACAACACUCCAAGUACAACUGCUAUUUCUGUGGAAAGCGAUCAAUGAAAAGAACAUGUGUUGGUAUAUGGCAGUGUAAGAAGUGUAGGAAAGUGAUCGCUGGAGGAGCAUGGGUACCAAGUACGACAGCUGCUGCUACCAUUAGAAGUGUUAUUAGACGUCUGAGGGAAAUGGCUGAACAGUAGCUUAAUUUAAA